AGACGCUAGCAGAUAAUAAACGAACGCUGGACAAAGCAAACUCUCAAAAGAUAACAGAGGGGGGUCUCAAGAAGAGGAAGGCAAUGGAAGGAGAUGACAAAGAUGGGACACAGCAGACCCAGCCAAAAGAGGGAAAGGGAAUAACAGUUGCUGAUUCUCUCGAGGACGGGAACAAAGCAAGCAGUGAAGGGUCGCAGGGAACAGCUGGGGACGGUUCAUCUGAGCCCCAGUCCGAGUCCCAGCGUUCUCUUCACUGGUUGAGGGAAUAUAUCGAGAAGGCCAAGAGGGAGAGAGAGCAUGCGUUUGACAUCAGAGCAGCCUGUCUUAAGCACAUCGAGAGACCCCAGAAAAAUGGGAAGAGCGGGACAAUUGCUGGUAUUGAGAGGUCAAAAAAUCAGUACGAUGCAUUGAAGAAAGAAAAGGCAGAGGAGUUUUCGGAAUACACUGCUUUCAGAUAUGCAGAGAAAAAGAGGGCAAGAGAACAAGGGGUAGCUGACAAAGACAAGACAGUACUCAACAACGAAGACCACUUUCAGGAUUUGCGCCCAAAAAAAUGGAAGACAGGAAAAAAUCAGAAGAAAAAGGAACCAAAUUCAUACCAAACAGAAGCAGAAGAGGAAUCAGCACGCUCACUGCUGGAAAAAGAAGUGGCUGUGGUGGUGGCCCAGACAGAAAAAUUAAUAAAACGGAACGCAGAGUACACACCUGAGUUCACGACCAUUCAGCACAUCGCCAACGGGGAGGCACCACAUGUGGUGGCCUCAGCCAAAUCGGCACGACUGACAUUGAUGGACACCCAUCCUUUGAUUGCGGCCAGAUACGUACACAAAGAGGGAGAAUGGCAGAUCGCCACAGAUGUGUCCUUCACAAUCCCAAGGAUUGAGGAAGGACAGAACGUUGCCAACAUACUUCAGGAAAAGGUAACAGAGGGGUACCCACUUGGCAUGUACGAAACAGUUGCGCUGGAUGAUGGUCAGGAGGACAGUUCGUCCCAAGCAGGCCAAGAGGACCUGCAGGACCAUCAGAUGGACACAGAGAGACACUCCCCUCGCGCUUUCUCCCCGUUGAUCGCUAAAAUGUCAGAGGAAACCAAACUGAUGUGGAGACCAUGGAGAACAGUCACAGCGAUUCCUUACAGCGUGUUGGCGGGACCCGGCAUUCCAACGGAACUGCUGGCGGUCUCGGUGGCACAACUCUUGACUCGUGAGAUUCUGGAGGGAGACUGCAACCUGGACUCCAAGGCUUUUGCUAUCGAUUUGGACAGGUACUACAGAAGUGAUUGCUUUGAGGGUGAGUUGGAGGACUGGAAAGACGAGGAAGCGGGAGCAGGUUCUGAUCCGGUCCUCGGCACGGGACAGGGAACGGGACAGGGAACCAGCGGAAGUAUAGGGGAAUAUAAGAUGGAUGACUCUAUCACCACACCGCUUCAGGACGCGCCAGGGGAGGCCUCGACGGAAAUGGAUGUGAGCGACCAGCCCCCCUCCUAGGAUGUUUUCGCCAUGACAGCAUCCAUCCCCUUCUCUCAUUGCCUCAAUGAUGGACAAUUUUAUAAAAGGGGCAAACGCAAGACAAGAUCGGGUGGAUUGGAAGACACAAGGGAUAGUUAUUAGGAGCUGGAAUGUCAAUGGGCUUGGAAAUAUAAUUGACAAAGAAGAAAAAAUGAAUGAUAUAAUUAAAGGACUUACCGUGCACACUAAUAAAUUGGCAGACAUCAU
Messenger RNA from Chara braunii, 1715 nucleotides. The record is from the annotation of a GenBank genome assembly. Lineage: Eukaryota; Viridiplantae; Streptophyta; Charophyceae; Charales; Characeae.